Ectocarpus sp. CCAP 1310/34 is the source of this 231-nucleotide messenger RNA. The record is from the annotation of a GenBank genome assembly. NCBI's taxonomy places the organism in Eukaryota, Phaeophyceae, Ectocarpales, Ectocarpaceae.
AUGGAGCCAACAGAGACGCUAUGUACCUGGGAACAGGAGCUCAGGCCGCCGCUGGAAGAACCGCUGUUAGGCGAAGUCGCCGAAGCCAUUAUCUGGAGCGACACCUGGGCGGAAGUCCCGUCGCUGGACUCCUUCUCGGAGCCCAUCUGUUUGGAAAACCGCACGAACAGGCAGUUGUCCAACGUAACGGCAAGGCUUCGAAAUAUGUCGAUCGGCGACGAGAUUCCUUGA